Micropterus dolomieu (smallmouth bass) is the source of this 2230-nucleotide messenger RNA. Its product is annotated as voltage-gated potassium channel subunit beta-3-like. The record is from RefSeq and is a predicted model, not a curated record. Bases 91 to 1119 code for a protein of 342 amino acids. The transcript is spliced from 14 exons. Gene Ontology annotation, biological process: regulation of potassium ion transmembrane transport; potassium ion transport; transmembrane transport. Gene Ontology annotation, molecular function: transmembrane transporter binding; potassium channel regulator activity; voltage-gated potassium channel activity. Lineage: Eukaryota; Metazoa; Chordata; Actinopteri; Centrarchiformes; Centrarchidae. Gene Ontology annotation, cellular component: voltage-gated potassium channel complex; membrane; cytoplasm.
GUGGCGUUGAACACCAGCAAUGCCCCCCCCUGUCAGUCAAAGGUCAGGGCGGAGCCGGCGAACAGGCACACCCUCUUAGGCCACGCCCACAUGAAGGAGGCCCUCGGUCGUCAUAGCAACAUGAAGUACAGGAAUCUUGGGAAAUCUGGCCUGAGAGUGUCCUGCUUAGGGCUGGGAACAUGGGUGACAUUCGGCUCUCAGAUCUCCGAUGAGAUGGCGGAGAGUGUGAUGUCGGUGGCGUACGACAGCGGAGUGAACUUGUUCGACACAGCAGAGGUUUACGCCUCAGGGAGGGCAGAGACGACUCUGGGAAACAUCCUGAAGAAGAAAGGAUGGAGGAGGUCCAGCUACGUGGUGACCACUAAGAUCUACUGGGGAGGACAGGCGGAGACAGAGCGAGGGUUGUCACGGAAACACAUCAUCGAAGGUCUGCGUGGAUCUCUCUCCAGGUUACAGCUGGAUUACGUGGACAUCGUCUUCGCCAACAGGAGUGACAUCAACGCACCGAUGGAGGAAGUCGUUCGUGCGAUGACCUUUGUGAUCGAUCAGGGCCUCGCCAUGUACUGGGGAACGUCACGCUGGAACGCCGUGGAGAUCAUGGAGGCGUACUCUGUGGCCCGGCAGUUUAACCUGGUUCCUCCGGUGUGUGAACAGUCCGAGUAUCAUUACUUCCAGAGAGACAAAGUGGAGCUGCACCUGCCUGAACUUUACCACAAGAUAGGUGUCGGAGCCAUGACCUGGUCUCCGUUAGCCUGCGGCCUGCUGACGGGGAAGUACAACGAGGGAGUCCCCGAGAGCUCCAGAGCCGCCAUGAAGGGGUAUGCGUGGCUGAAGGAGCGUCUCUGCAGUGAUGAGGGGAAGAAGCAGCUCAGUAAAAUCAAAGAGCUCCACCUGCUGGCCGACAGGCUGAAGUGCACUGCUGCUCAGCUGGCUAUAGCUUGGUGUCUACGUAGUGAAGGUGUCAGCUCGGUUCUUCUGGGAGUGUCCAACACAGAGCAGCUGCUGGAGAACCUCGGUUCUAUCAGGGUUCUGUCUCAGCUGACUCCGCCCCUCAUUGCAGAGAUGGACGCGUUACUCGGCAACAAGCCGCGAAACGGAAAGAAGGAGGCAAGGAGCUGAGGAGGAGAAGGAGAAAGACAAAGUAAUAAAAUGAUCAGAAAACUGAGAGUACAAGAAGAAAGGAUGAACUCUGAGGAGACAAGGAAGGAGAUAAGGGAAUAAGGAAGAAGACAAGGACACAAGGAAGGACAUCUGGAAUAAUAAACAAUAUUUAUUCUUCAGGGACGACCACAUCUUUGUCCUUGUGGAGAAGGAGACAGCAGAGAGACUUCGGUUCCUUCAGAUGAUCAGAAAAAUAUCAGAAAUAUUUAUUCUUAUAUUAAUCCUGAGACUCCGGCAAAGAACCACCAUCUGAAGCCAUCAAUAAUCAUAAUCCUCAGGCUGCUGGAUUAUGAACGUUUUUUUUAAAGUUUAUCCAUGAGCGCAUGUUAGAGUUUAGUCUCAUGAUUACAGUUCAAUACGCAUCCAAUAAUCGAUAAUUAAUCAGAUUCAAAGAAGAAAAAGGCAGCUGUCUUUCUGUACGAGGCUCUGAACUCUCCUGUAUUCUCUGACUGCAGUAUAUUUACUAUAAACUAUAAAUCUAUAUUUUAUGAAUGUAGUUCCUGUAGUCUUUAGAUUCAGGCCCAGUGGUGCUCAACCUGAGGGGUUGGGACCUUUUAGCGGUCAUCAACUCGUCACACAAAUCCGUGAUUCAUGUUGAAAGUUGGAAAUUAUUUCUUUCCAACACAUUCUCACUCAUUACAUAUGGACACUUGGUCAAGACCCCUUGAGCCCUGGGAUUGGUUUUUGACAUGUAGGGCUCCGUGGUCAAGUUAACCACUAAAACUACUAAGUUAGGUUUAGGAAAAGAUCAUGGUUUGGGUUAAAAUUACUUACUUGCUUGACAUCACUUAUGCAUGUCAAGUAAAGUUAUUUGCGUAUUUAACACAUUCAAUGUCGACUUCUUGUUGCACAUGAGAAACGAACACCGGCCUUCUGGGUGAAAGUCCGGUUUCUGGCCCACCGCUCACCCCAACCACCUCCUUACUCAGACUUAUAUAUACUUAUUAUAUUAAAUAUCCUAUACCUACCUAGUGUACAAAAAUGACGCUACCGGUCUUCACCCAGUGUUACACAAAGAAUGAGAACGGGUUGUUCUUUAAUUUCCUGUGAAGCAUAUAUAAAAUGUUUU